AUGCUACACAACCUCUCACAACCAGCUCAGGAGAAAGACAACAACAGAGAAAUGCCUAAAACACCUAGUGUAUCAGAAGGUAGAGAAAAGCUACCACAGAAAAGACUGAGAACCAGAAAGAUGAUCAUGUCUGAUGUCCUGAAAAGCUGGAGGCAGAAAAUCAGCAAGGCUGCUGAACUGGCUCAGGCUGAAGAGUCCUCGAGGAAUCCCCCUAUAUUCCAUCAGUCCUUGGUAGAAAAUGUAAUCUUACAAGUUUCUAAGUUUGGUGGAACCACAGUGGACUCCCAAGAUCCUGGGCAGCAGUCCAAAGUAUCUUCUAUGUUGAAUUAUACAGCCAUAAUGAAGAAUACACACCUGCCACAAAUUCAAUGCAAAACAGAUAUUCAGACCACCAGUGUUAAUAAAACUGUUUUUCCACAGUUUAAAUUCCCUAUAAAUAAGGAGGGGAAGCCUAUUAAAACGAUCAGAGAUAGUGAAUCCAAUGGAACUGGGAAAAUCUUUAGCAGCAAGAAGAUGCAGAAGCUGGAUAUGUUUUUGCCCAAGAAAGGGAAAAGCAAGAGACACGGUAGUUCAUUAAUGAGCAGAAGGGCGCCAGAGCUAAAGACAUGCAACAGUGUUGAAACUGGCCUACCAGUAUCCAAGAAAGGAAGAAAUGUUGGGCCCCAUGAGGAUUCGGCACACUGGUUUGAUUCGAGUGAUAUUGAGAAGAUGAAAAUGUUAGCUAACGGUGCGGUGAUUGCAAAGGCACAUAUACCAGGCCACGGACAAGUGAUCAAAGUAGGCCUCAGCCUUCAUUCUCCUAUGGUAGUUGAUGACCUCAUGGAGUAUUGUCAGCAGGGACCUUGUGGUCUGAUAAAGCGGCCCAGUGAUCUCAAUGAAGUGCUGGCUUUCCACUUGGACAGAGUACUGGGUCUAAACCGGAGUCUGCCUGUUGUAGCCAGAAGAUUCAGUGAAGAAUUGCUGCCGUAUAGUUACACAAAUGGAGCAGUUAGGCCAAUUGUUUGGUGGGAUGCAGACGUUCAGCAUAUGGAUGACCCUGACAAUGACCAAAAUUCAUUUGCUCUGAGCUGGUCUCAGUACCAGGCCGUGCUGAGACAGGAAUGCAACAUUGACAAGGCUCAUGGAAAUCACAGCCAGCCCUGCCCUAGUGUGAGACACUCUGAGUGGGGCAUGUUGGCUCUCUUUGAUUUUCUAUUACAGGUUCACGAUCGCCUGGAUCGCCACUGUUGUGGUUUUAACCCAGAAACCUCUGAACCCUGUGUGGAAGAUCUGUUACAUGAACAGUGUGACAACCUUAAGGAGCAGCUCCUUGUCCAUAUCCUGGUUCGAAAACACAAUCCAUCUCAGCUCAUCUACAUAGACAAUUCCGGAAGACUUCUUCAGGCUCAAGACAACCUCAACUUCAGACUGUUGGAAGGCAUUGAUGAGUUUCCUGCGCGUGUGGUCAAACUCUUACGGUCCGGAUGCUUACAGAGCAGAUUGUUGAGAUCCCUGAGUACGGACAGGGAGUUCUGGGACAGCCACCAUGGGAUCAAAGGACUAAAGAAGUUGGUUCAGGUCAUAGAAAAAAGGGCUCAGCUACUGCUCAACUACAUUCAGGAGAAAGACAUCAAAUUAGUUCAUGACUAAUGGAAAGACAACAUGUCUGUAAUGAUGCAUUGCUCCAGUUUGAAAACUGGAGCUGGGUAGUUAAACUUAGGAAUUAAUUGAUUAAUUCUUAUUUUCCACAUGUGAUGGGAUUCCUGCUAUGAGUAGAGUCAAAUUCACCAUCCCAGGCUUGCUGAAAAUUUGCUUUAAUGCACAUGACUGCACUGACUGCUCACCAAGUUUUCUCCAAGGCAUGCGGAAGGAAAAGACAUAAACCUGCAAAGCUAAAUACUGCAGAUGCUGGAAAUCUGGUGUAAAAACAAAGAAUGUAUAAAUGUUCAGCAGUCCUGAGAGGACAUUCACUCUACUGCUUUUGUUUAACCCCCUCACCUUCGCCCAACUCUCCAUUGUUCGGGCUUUGCAGCUGAGUCCUCAUCCCAGGUAGGGAUGGAGGUUUGGGUCCGGGCGAAAGGCAGUAAAAUCAAACAGGCUGAGCCAGUCAAAGAUAGUAAUUAAAAUUUGCUGUUGUAUUUGAAAUUUCUGCAAACUGCAUUAAACUAAUUGCUCUGUGAAUGAUUUCCAGAAUCAGAAU
Hypanus sabinus (Atlantic stingray) is the source of this 2179-nucleotide messenger RNA. It is a transcript of the gene gask1a, whose product is annotated as golgi associated kinase 1A. The transcript has 4 exons. NCBI's taxonomy places the organism in Eukaryota, Metazoa, Chordata, Chondrichthyes, Myliobatiformes, Dasyatidae. Bases 1 to 1629 code for a protein of 542 amino acids. Gene Ontology annotation, cellular component: Golgi apparatus. The record is from RefSeq and is a predicted model, not a curated record.